Magallana angulata is the source of this 2023-nucleotide messenger RNA. RefSeq names its product protein PML-like. Gene Ontology annotation, molecular function: zinc ion binding. Bases 47 to 1789 code for a protein of 580 amino acids. The record is from RefSeq and is a predicted model, not a curated record. NCBI's taxonomy places the organism in Eukaryota, Metazoa, Mollusca, Bivalvia, Ostreida, Ostreidae. The transcript is spliced from 2 exons.
UGACAACACCCAUUCAAUACAAAUAGAGUUUUCCAACUGCGGUUUUAUGAUAGACCUGUACAAUUUUUCACAUAUAUCUAAGAUUACAAUGUCUGAAGAAGAAAUACCCGACACAGCCCAACAUUAUUUGGUUUGUGGUACUGGAAAGUGUAAGAACAACUGCCAGUUUUACUGCAAUCAUUGUCAUCGACAAUUCUGUGAGGAAUGCACAGAUGAACAUAAGAAAAGUCCGGAAAACAAUAACCAUGAAGUGGUCCCUUACAGACAACGCAAACCACAACUUCCUGAAGAGAAAUGCAAGCUUCACCAAAAACGAAAUGUAGAUAUAUUUUGUAAAGAUUGUAAUGUUCCACUGUGUUCUAAGUGCAUCUUCAUGAAAGAGCACUCCGGUCAUCAGUUUGACGACUUGGAAGAAAAAUAUGCCGAAAAGUUUGCAUUUUGCCAAAAUGAAAUCUCCAAAAUCAAAAACCAUUUCCUCUCCACAACACUUGAUUUCAAACAAGAGAUAAAGGAAAAUGUUACAAAAUUAAAGGACGCACUGGAAGACAUCAGGAAUUCUAUAAAAGCUGAAGCAGAGUCUUUAAAAGAGUUAAUAGAAAAGGUGACAUCAGAUAAAUUGGCUCAAGUCAAUACAAUAGAAAAUUCUCUUAAAAGGUCAUUAGAAUCCCAGGAAACAGUUUUUGAUGAUUACAUUGCGUACCUUGAUAAACUUGUUAAAGAGUUUCACAGCUAUAUGUCCUCAAGUGACAUCAAUGUUUUAUUUUCUGAUGAUUUUGAAAAUUUGAAAAUCCAGUCCAUACCAGAGACAACACAACCAGACCUACCGAUGUUUGCUGCGGGUCAGUUCUGCAGAGAUGAGGUCACUAAACUACUUGGUUGCGUUAACAUUCCUAGCCAUGAACCCGAGAAAAGGAAAAUAAAACCCAUGGAGACUUCCUCUUCACGGCUGAAACAUACAGGGGAAAACAUGAAACCAACACUGUCUCUGUCUUCCUCUGUCACUAAGGUCGGGGAGUACACAGUACCAGGUGUUUACAAUGUAUUUCAUAUAUCACUUGGUAAAUCAGGCAGACUCUGGGGCAGUGAUAAACAUGGUAAACUUGUGCAAACAGAUCUACAUGGAAUUCAGCUACAGAAGAUACAAACCAGUGGCCAUGGUGGAUAUGUAUAUGGCAUCCACAGAGUUACACAGGACGGGGAUCUGAUGUACACAGACAGAAAGAACAAAGUCAUCAAUAGGAUAAAACAGGAUAAUACAAUCACUGAAUUCAUUAAAACGGGAGGCUGGUCACCUAUUAGUAUAUACUCCUCCCACAUCAACGGGGACAUACUGAUGGGGAUGAUAAAGGGUGGAGAGGCUAAAGUCACCAGGUACAACAAGACAGGAGAGGAAAUACAGAACAUACAGAGAGGCAACAUUGGACAGGAACUGUAUAGUAAACCACACUACAUCACUGAAAACAUCAACGGUGAUAUCUGUACAUCAGACUUGAACAAACAUGCUGUAGUGGUGGUGAAUAAAUCAGGACAACACAGGUUCUCUUACACAGGUCAGGGGUCAGGGUUUAUUCCAAAGGGAUUAUGCACCGAUCUCCUCGGUCACAUCCUGGUAUGUGAUACACAUAUGAAUAAUGAUACAGUUCAUCUUCUUGAUCAAGACGGUCAGUUUAUAUCAUUUUUACUCCCAAAACAAGUGAAUUCUGCUAGUGUCUAUGUGGAUAAUGAGAAUAAUCUCCAUGUGGGACAGUAUGAUACCAACAAAGUGAAAGUGUACAAGUAUCUAGAGUAACUUCAUGUAUAUGCAGUCAAACGUGAAGAUUAUUAACAUAAAUAUAUACAUUUACUUACUACUACUUUAUACACUUACUUACUUAUGUAAUAAUAUCUUUACAAUUGUAUUUUUCACAUUUAUGAAAAUGCAUGUAGUGCCUUUUAAUAUUGUCUUAAUAAAAAAAAGUCAGCCACAAUGCAUUUAACAUUGGAUUAUACGGUUCAUAUGCUAGUAAACAUGUACAUAAAAUUU